Molecule: messenger RNA, 348 nt
Organism: Aspergillus novofumigatus IBT 16806
Lineage: Eukaryota; Fungi; Ascomycota; Eurotiomycetes; Eurotiales; Aspergillaceae
Product: transcription initiation factor IIA subunit gamma
Exons: 3
Coding region: 13-348 (111 amino acids)
Biological process (GO): RNA polymerase II preinitiation complex assembly; transcription initiation at RNA polymerase II promoter
Cellular component (GO): transcription factor TFIIA complex
Molecular function (GO): RNA polymerase II general transcription initiation factor activity; TBP-class protein binding
Source: RefSeq, a predicted model, not a curated record
UUAAAUGACAACAUGAGUGCUCAGGCAUACUAUGAGUUGUAUCGCGGGAGCAGUCUCGGUCUCUCCCUUACCGAUACGCUCGAUGACUUGAUCAACGAAGGCCGGAUUGAGCCCCAGCUCGCCAUGAAGAUUCUCUCCACGUUUGAUCGUGUUAUUACAGAAGUGCUCGCGGAUAAAGUGCGCGCAAGGCUUACGUUCAAGGGUCACCUGGAUACCUAUCGAUUCUGCGACGAAGUGUGGACCUUCCUUAUCAAAGACGUUACUUUCAAGUUGGACAACCAGACGACAGUGACAGCAGACAAGGUGAAGAUUGUGAGCUGCAAUAGCAAGCGCCCUGGAGAGGCGUAA